This is a messenger RNA of Phytophthora sojae, 1359 nucleotides long. RefSeq lists its product as hypothetical. NCBI's taxonomy places the organism in Eukaryota, Oomycota, Peronosporomycetes, Peronosporales, Peronosporaceae. The record is from RefSeq and is a predicted model, not a curated record. Bases 1 to 1359 code for a protein of 452 amino acids. The transcript is spliced from 5 exons.
AUGGACACAGACCCACUGUUCGCACUCGCUCCGGAACCGCUCGAGAUCACCACGCUGCCGCCCACGUCCGCUGAACCGACACCGCCGUUGAUGUCCACCUCGCCGCCGGUCUUCACACCCGUUCCACCUAGCAGCACCACACGUCCGCCAGCGCUCACGCCGUUGCUGUCCGCCACGUUGCUGUCGCCGCUGCGCACAAGCACGUUGCCGCCCGCGUUUGAGUCGCCCGACCCCACCAGCAAGUCGAUGUCCCCGGACGCACCCUUCGUCGCGCCCGACGUCACGAUGUUGACCGCCCCGGAGUUGCCGCCCAGAGACACACCGGUCGACAACGAGAUGGACCCACUGGCCUGGGCGCCGCCCCCCGAACCCGCCGUGGACACCACCACAUCGCCACUCGUCGCCGUGGUCCCAUUGCCGCUGGUAAUGCGCACGCUGCCACCAACGCUCACGCCGUUGCUGUCCGCCACGUUGCUGUCGCCGCUGCGCACAAGCACGUUGCCGCCCGCGUUUGAGUCGCCCGACCCCACCAGCAAGUCGAUGUCCCCGGACGCACCCUUCGUCGCGCCCGACGUCACGAUGUUGACCGCCCCGGAGUUGCCGCCCAGAGACACACCGGUCGACAACGAGAUGGACCCACUGGCCUGGGCGCCGCCCGUAGACAACGAAAUCCGGCCGCUCGUCAGAGCCGUUCCUGCGCCUCCGCUUACUUUGACAACGCCGCCCGUUUGGCCCUUUCCGCCGGAGACCUCCACCUUUCCGCCCACACCCGACGACGUGCUUGACGACGUGCCAGCAGACAGCGUGAUCGCGCCGCUGGCUGCCUUGCCUCCGGCUCCCACGCGCAUCGUGAUAUCACCGCCCUUGCCACUCGCAGAGCCAUCCGACGUCGCCACCAACACAGAGCCAGAGUCUCCACCGCUUGCGAUGCCGCUCGAGACCAUCACCACGCUGCCGCCCACGUCCGCUGAACCGACACCGCCGUUGAUGUCCACCUCGCCGCCGGUCUUCACACCCGUUCCACCUAGCAGCACCACACGUCCGCCAGCGCUCACGCCGUUGCUGUCCGCCACGUUGCUGUCGCCGCUGCGCACAAGCACGUUGCCGCCCGCGUUAGAGUCGCCCGACCCCACCAGCAAGUCGAUGUCCCCGGACGCACCCUUCGUCGCGCCCGACGUCACGAUGUUGACCGCCCCGGAGUUGCCGCCCAGAGACACACCGGUCGACAACGAGAUGGACCCACUGGCCUGGGCACCGCCCGUAGACAGCGAAAUCCGGCCGCUCGUCAGAGCCGUGCCGGACUCCAAGCUCGAGAUCAGCACGUCUCCGCUCGCCACAUUCGUGCCGCCGCCACUUUGA